Molecule: messenger RNA, 4250 nt
Organism: Macadamia integrifolia
Lineage: Eukaryota; Viridiplantae; Streptophyta; Magnoliopsida; Proteales; Proteaceae
Exons: 5
Coding region: 953-4006 (1017 amino acids)
Source: RefSeq, a predicted model, not a curated record
GUUUGGGCACUUGGGGUUGGGUUGCAUUAUUUUAUUCAUAGUUAACUCCCCGUUCUCGGGCAACCCCACCCUCAGCUCCGUUGGAGCUACGUACCUUACAACACCCCCAACCCUCCAGGCCUCCACAGGCAGACCCCAGUCUCUCUCUCUCUCUCGUUUUGCGUUCUACGCAAGUAACGCAACGCACGCUCUCUGUUGCUGCUUCAACACUGUAAAACUACAACACAUACACAUCAAGAUAGGGGGAAAGAGAGAGAUGGGAGGGGCUUAUCAAAGGACGCUUUUUUCUGCAUUUUGCAGAAUCUAAGGUAGGAUUUUUCUUGGGGUUGUUGAGAAAAGAAGCAAAACAUUUUCAGUCCAAAUUCAUGGCAUUGCUUUCAUCUUGCCAUCUUUGUUGAUCGUUUAGACCAGCUGGAAGAGGGUAAGUGGGGCAUUCUGUAAAGGGUUGAAGAAAGUUUUCUGCCUACUGUGGUCUUCGGUUCGGUUCUCCAGUAGUCCACACCAUACUACUCUGGAAUCCUUUUUCUUCGACUUUCGAGGAUCUACAGGGAAUUGCAGUGGUUUUUUAGGCUUCUGGUGUAGUUGCUCACGCAAUGACAGGUACGACGUUUCGUCGGUGAUUGAUUAGUUUGAUACCUUUAAAAGGUUGUCACUGGGUCCGCGUGAAUUGAUUCUGUUGUUUGGUAAAAAGAUUGGAUUUAUGAACAAGUUUGUGAGGAGGAUAAAGGCUUUCUGAAGUGAAUUAGGGCAUUCUGGAGUGCCACUGUACAAGAGCUAUAUCUCUGUAGCACCACCGAGCUUGCUCUGAAAUGUUUUAGGCGCUUCAACUGAAAAUGUUUAGCAGAUUUUAUGCAACUGGGUAGCCUUAGAAGUUAGAAUUUUUAGGAUUCACUUGUUACAGAAGAGCUUUUGGAGGAACUUCCUUCGUAGAUCUCCUUACUUCACCGGAGUAAUGGACGAUACUUCAGGAAAAACGUCGUCCAGUCUAGCCAUUGCGGAGAAGCGGCCUCAGAGACCUGGUGGUUGCGUUGGCAUCUUCUUUCAGCUCUUCGAUUGGAACCGGAGGUUUGCAAAAAAGAAGCUAUUCUCCAAGAAGCUUCUUCCACCAGAUCGUGCAAAGCGGGUUUCUAAGAAGUUCACUGGAGAUGAGAAGCGGCCGAUGGCCAAGCUUCUACUGAUUGCUGAUGAAAAUCGUGGGGGUUUCCCUAGUGGGAACAAAUGUGAGGUUGACGGAUCUGAUGUUGAACGGAACAGUGAAACACGAUCGCCGGGGUUGAUCGCCAGGCUAAUGGGGCUGGAAUCCAUGCCUGCAGUGCGUAAAGAUAAGCCAAAGAAACCUAUAUUUUCUGAUCAUUCUCAUAAAGACUCAGAAAUUAAGUCAGCUAAUAAGUUUGAUGGUAGAACUUCCGAACUCUUUGGUUGCGAUCAAGAAGAUUUGUAUGCGGAGAAGGGUCUCUCGAAGCUGGAAACAAGGCCUCAGAAGCUUCAGAAGACAGGGUUGUUUGAUGGCCGGCCGGUGACUCGGUUUGGAGCCGAAGCACUGCAGUUCAAGAACGUUCUAUCCCGUUCUAAGAAGCAUCACCAGAAGCUUGCUUGUCCAGUGAAAAGUCCGAGGAGACUCUCUAGUAAGAAUGCAGCACGGCUAAUGGAAGCUGCUACAAAGAUUUUGGAACCUGGGUUGCAAGCUACCAAUAGAGCAAAGUUUGCUCUCACUUACUCUUCUUCUCUGCAUGCUACUCCAAAGGAUAAUGUCACAGUGGAAGGAACUUCAACUCUGUCACUGGACCAUUCUAAGCAUUUUGUCUGUGCUGCCAAGUCUUUGAAGGAUCACUUACCUUGCAAAAGUUGUGGUAAUUUGCUUAAUGUUGUGGGUUCUAAGUCAAGCGCGGAAUGCAUAACUUCAGAGUCCAGUAAUGCUUCUCCGGGGUCAGCAAGGACUAAACCAAAAUUGAUCAGUCAAUCUCUUGAGCAAGAGAGAGAUGUUAUGCAAAAUCAGUACCAGCCUAUGCCUGCAGCCCAGGCCAAAGUCAAUAUGUACACUCCGAGGGAAAAUACAAUGGAGAGAGAGUAUCCUUUUCGAGAAGAUCGGGUUCAGCAGCGCUUUCCAACUCAGCGAUGCAGGUCUCAAGAAGAUAUACAUUCUUCCACUACUAUCAAGCAGAGGUCUCAAGGACAAAAUCAGAUUCUGGUGCCCAAGGGUAGGUCUAAAUACACUAAUGUGCAGAGCAGAAGAUAUAUGUCUUCUGGUGAUGGUGUUAAUGGGCCCAAAGACUUUGUUGCAUUAAAUCGGAAUUCAAGCAGCCGCACCCAGCCAAGAAUGCACUCUAAAGUAGUGGAUAAUCUUAAAGUUGAUUCAAGGAGGUUUGCUUAUGACAAGCAAGAUGAUUCGUCGUCACGACUAAGGAGCCCAGUCCGAAAGAGGAGGCCAACAAAUGUUAUUGGUCAGGUUGAAAGUACUGGCAUCCAUAGUUCAUCCUAUGAAAAGCAAAGAACCAAUGGUAGAAAUGUAAUUGAGAAGAAAAGAAUAGGUCUUAGAGCGAGCCCAGUGAACCAGAAUCCUGUCAAGAGUGAACUUUCAAACAUAGAUGAAGAUAAUACAAAUGUUAGCGACCAGGACUCUGGUAUAGUUUCUUUCAUGUUUAGUUCCCCAAUGAGGCACUGUACUGGCUCUUCCUCCCCUGCAGAAAUUGAGACAAACAGUCUGAACAGAGGUCGAAAUGAGUUUAUGGGCAAUGAUACUUCUCAACAGAGAAAGAAAUUGUUUGGUGCAAGUGAUGGAAAUACUCCUUCUCAAAAGGCAAUGCAGUUAAAAGGAGACGCUUUGGGUGCAUUGCUGGAGCAAAAGCUGAGGGAACUGACAUGUCAAGAUGGGGAUGAGCUGAAUAUUAUGGGAAAAUCCACUGCUUCAAUUCUCCAAGAACUGAUAUCUGCCCUAACUGCAGAAAGGCCAGUUUCUCAGGAUGAAGAUUGCUCUUUGGUUAGAUUUGACAAGAACAGCUUGUGCAAGAUAAGUUCAGACCCUUCUGAAUCAAGCAUCUCACCAGCCCGUGGUGAGACGCUUGAUUCAAACAGGAAGUUCCAGGUAGUAGCAAAAGCUGCUCGAGUUUCAGUUGCCUUGCCCCUUUCUGGGGAUGGGGAACAUCAUAGUCCAGGGUCGGUACUUGAAGCAUCUUUCUCUAAUGAUAGUUGCCUCUCCGACAGUCUUGAUGAUUUCUCAGGAUGUAAGAUGCAUUUGGAGCCCAUAGAUUGCUUCUACGACCAACAUAAAACGUCAGGUGCUGAUGCUGAUCUUUUGGAUUCUGCAGCCUCAUUCUGCAGGAGUAGUGCUGGAAGUGAGAUGGUGACGAAUUCCAUCAGCUCCACUUCCAAAAUAUUAGACAGUUUAGGUCUUACUGAUGUUGGAUUAGAUGGAAACAAACUCGACCACUCCAGGGAGGUUAUAUUGAAUGCAGAAUUGUUGUUUGGAAAUGCUUCUCCAAUUAAUGGCAAGGAAGAGUUCAUUCUAGGCCCAAUUCUCCUUGAGGAAGUUCAGAUUCUUGUUGAUACAUGGUACAGAAGUUCUGACUGCAGACUGGGUCUCAUGGAAGCCAAAGAGAGGUACCAACUGAAUAAGUUCCUUUUUGACUGUCUGGUAGAGUGUUUGGACUCAAAGUAUGGCAACUACUGUAAAAUAGGGUUUAGAGUUUGGAAGAAAAUGCAAUUAGGAAUGAGGAGAGAGAGUUUGAGGAAGGAGGUUUUUGAGGAAAUUAGAAAGUGGACUGAUUUAGCUGGAAGAGACCUAGAUGAGAUAAUUGACUGGGAAAUGAGUCAUUCCUUGGGGAAAUGGAUGCAUUUUGAGGUUGAAGCAUUUGAGACGGGGGUUGAAAUAGAGCAGGACAUACUUAAGCUCCUGAUCAAUGAAUUGGUGAUUGACCUCUUGCCAUGCAGAGGAAGUUACUUUUCAAGUCUCGAGGAAGACAAUUUUAUUGACUACGUAGAAUUUUUGCAAUGCAGAGGGAGUUUGUGAGUGAAUCUUAGCCACAGUUUGACUCGUCGAAGUUACACAACUAAUCCAUUCCGCUCCCCCAAUCUGACAUCCCUUUUUGUUUGGUUUGGUGAAGCCAAGGAUUCUGGGUGUUUUUUUUGUAAUUAUGCAAACAAUUGUAGCCACAGGGUUAGCCAAGACACACCUCCCUGUCAAUUGAGGACAUUGAAAUAUUUGUACAAAUGGGUCAAUUCACAUGGAUAAAUUAAACUGCUAAUUCCUGGUC